Messenger RNA from Penicillium brasilianum, 1679 nucleotides. The record is from the annotation of a GenBank genome assembly. NCBI's taxonomy places the organism in Eukaryota, Fungi, Ascomycota, Eurotiomycetes, Eurotiales, Aspergillaceae.
CUGCCCAUCCUGCUCCGGUGUGUCUUACGUUGGAGUCAUCUUCAGGUUUCCGAUCAGCUUCCAAGCAGCGCUUGCUAAGACCAGCGGCCCCAAAAACCCUCGAACACAAACUCACUGGCUAAGUUGACAUUUCCAAACAUGACCGGUGGACAGAGACAGCGGCGGAGCAUGCCAAAGGUUCGCACGGGUUGUGCCACCUGCAAAGCUCGCCGCAUAAAGUGCGACGAGACCCGACCGGGCUGUCGGCGAUGCACUCGCACCGGUCGGAUCUGUCCUGGCUAUCGAUGCGAUACCCUUCUUCGACCCACGAUCAACGACGCAAUCAAGAUCUAUAGCCUCCCUUUCAAAGUACCAGGCAGCAAGGCCGACCGCGAGUUACUUCACUUCUACUGCUGCGAAGCGUCCGAGACUCUUUCCAGAUUCUCCGAUACCACACUAUGGACGCACCUUGUCUUGCAGCAGAGCCAACACCAGCCAGUCAUCCGCCAUGCUCUCGUGGCGCUCAGCGCUCUCUACCGAGACUAUUUGCAAGUGGGAUCACAGCAGCUGAAGAUGUCCCCGCAACACAUACAGCUGAUAGCGAGAUCUCACAAGCAGUUAUCAACGCACCUGGCCUUUCAGGAUGCCUCGCCAGAAACGGCUCUCAUCUGCAGCAUCAUAUUCUACGUCUUUGAGUGUCUUGUCGGUAAUUCACAACAGGCGAUAUGGCAUCUCGACCAGGGCUUAGCACUAUUGCAAAGCCUAUGGAAUAGCAAAGCCAGCCUCGAUGUUGGUUUUGAUGGGAUGCACCGACAAUUGAGAAUGAUUUUUACGCGAUUAGAUAUUCACGCCAGUCUAUUCAUAAUGGGAAGAGCUCCCGUCCUUGAUCUUGUUUCACCACAGCAACUAUCAGGACAAGCUCAUGUCGUGCCUGAGCAUUUUACAUGUCUUGCACAUGCCGAGGAAGCCCUACUUGCGCUCCAGAGUUGGACAUUACGCCAUCUUCACUUCUAUGUUGACUUUAAGGGGGUGCCACAAGAUCGACUACCCCCACAGGCUCUCAGUGAGAGACUCCAAAUAAAAGAUGAACUCCGGCGACUGGAGAUAGCAAUUGCAGACUUGGCCACAGGAGUCAACGCCCAUUCUUUCACGCCUGCACAACACCAGCAACUGACAUUAAUCGAUAUCCAAGCGCGAGUCUUCUACGCUGUAAUUCUAGAGUACAUUAUCCAACACACGAAUUCAGAAGUUGCAUCUCGAUUGAAUUUCGCCAUGGACCAAAUUACCGACAUUCUCUCCACUGGCGGGAGAAAAGAUGAUUCCGGCUUGUACCGAGAUUUCACUCUCUCCUCGAACAUUAUUGCCUUGUUAUAUUUCAUUUGUAUGAAGACUCACGAUCGGCGGGUGCUGGAUCGAGCGCUGUCUUUGAUGCAGAGUCAUCUUGCAUCGGCACGGGAUGGGCUUUGGGACUCGAGCAUGGCCGUGACUAUAGUCAAGGCUGUGCAAGAGAAAAGCGGGCAAGAUGAUGGUCCCAAAAUGGCUCUUAGCCUCGAAUAUGUCGAUGACAGGGUUGUGGAUGCUGACGGGGGAUUGGAUGGGGCGUUCAGGACGUUGCAAAUUCCGGAACAGAGUUGCUAGUUGAGGGUGUUCGAGUAAGCGUAGAGAGCAUUACGAAGAAUUUCUAAAUUUGUGCAUUACCC